Molecule: messenger RNA, 2240 nt
Organism: Misgurnus anguillicaudatus (oriental weatherfish)
Lineage: Eukaryota; Metazoa; Chordata; Actinopteri; Cypriniformes; Cobitidae
Gene: bmi1b
Product: bmi1 polycomb ring finger oncogene 1b
Biological process (GO): negative regulation of transcription by RNA polymerase II
Cellular component (GO): PRC1 complex
Molecular function (GO): promoter-specific chromatin binding
Source: RefSeq, a predicted model, not a curated record
CCGUAAGGAAUGAGGUCACGUGAUGGAGUGGGGCGGUCGAACUAAGCCAUUUUGGGGACUGUGUCAGUUUGCACUGAACCAUCAGACCGAUGUUUUCCAGAUCGAUGAGCUGAAAACCUACGCAUUUGGAACUUACCAUUUAUAGCCACAAUCUGUGGAUUUAUUUGUGAAUCAAAUCAGAAAGUAUCUGGUAACAGUGAACAAUCGUAACCUAUGUGUAAUUGCGCAAAAAGGCCACAAUGAGCACGGCGGUGGUACGUUAGAGCCAUUGACAGCGUCUGCAGCUCAUUCCAAGAUGGCCGCUUCGGUAGCAUUCAUUUUUUGCUGAUCGACUCUCAAGUUUCAUUGUCUACUAUAACAAAGCUUAGAAAAUUCAAGGAAAUAUACUGGGACGAUCCGUGAAUCUAUCGUAGUAGCGGCUGCGCUUCGACUGGCAAAGAGCCAACUACAACCCGUCGUCAUAGCAACAGUCGGCGAGCUCGCAUAACAAUGCACCGAACAACAAGAAUCAAGAUAACGGAGCUAAAUCCACAUUUAAUGUGCGUUUUAUGUGGAGGAUACUUCAUUGACGCCACCACCAUUGUUGAAUGUUUGCACUCAUUCUGCAAACUGUGUAUUGUGAGGUAUCUGGAGACCAGCAAAUAUUGUCCUAUUUGUGAUGUUCAAGUUCAUAAAACAAAACCUCUCCUGAAUAUCAGGUCAGACAAGACCCUUCAGGACAUUGUAUACAAGCUGGUACCUGGUUUGUUCAAAAAUGAAAUGAAAAGAAGGCGUGAUUUUUAUGCUGCACAUCCAUCAGUUGAUGCUACAAAUGGUUCUAAUGAGGAUAGAGGAGAGGUGGCAGAUGAAGACAAGAGAAUCAUUGCUGAUGAUGAGAUCAUCAGUUUGUCCAUUGAGUUUUUUGAUCAGAGCAAAUUUCAAAGUAAAGAUGGAGAAGAAAAAGAAGCUACAAGAGAGGCUAAUGUAAAACGGUACUUACAAUGUCCUGCCGCUAUGACAGUGAUGCAUCUCAGAAAAUUUCUCAGAAGUAAAAUGGAUAUACCAUGCACCUUUCAGAUUGAGGUUAUGUAUGAAGAUGAGCCUUUGAAAGAUUACUAUACUCUUAUGGAUAUUGCUUAUAUCUACACAUGGAGAAGGAAUGGACCACUGCCAUUGAAGUACAGAGUUCGGCCCGGUUGCAAAAAAAUGAAGUUAAGCGGCCCAAGGGAUGACAUGACUGGUGGGAGAAGGCCUGAAACAGAAAGUGACUCCAGCAGUGACAAACCAAAUAGCCCAGCUGCUGCUGCACCCUCUACAUCCUCCUCUCUGCCCAGCCCAAGCACUCCUAUCCAGUCUCCACAUCCCAACUUCCCUCAUAUUUCCACACUUAAUGGAGUUUCUGCCAAAGUGGGCCCAAACAGCCAAGCUCCUUUCAGCAACAAAGUCUGCAAAACCUCUCUUAAUGGAUCCAACUGUCUUGGGUGACUUGAUAUAAAUGCCAAAGCCAUCAACCCCAUGCAAAUAGAGCUGUGAUGAUGCUUUCUUUAUGAGCCACCUCUCCAGUUUUUUUAUAUUAUUUUUAAAUAUAUUUGUUUUGUCACAACACGUGUAACACAACGUUGUAAUUUUUUGUAUUAACUACUAUCUAUGGCUUAACUAAUAUUGUGAUGAGUACUGAGCGAAAACUCAGAAAGGAGAAUGUAUCUUUUUUUUAUGAAACGUCUUGUUCUUUUAGAUUAGAACAUCAAUGUAUAUAAAUCAUUUUCUUGUCCUUGAAGUCUUCAAUAAAACGCAAGGGGCUGCGCACAAUGUUUUGGUUAAGUAAUUGUUUGUUAUAUCCUUAAGGGCAUUAUUCAGUUAUAAAGGAGAUUUUAACUGUAGACUAUUCAGUUGAAAAGUGCAAAGCCAAACACAUUUUUAAGAACUUAUAACAAAGCGUAAAUACGAAAGUUGGCGAAAAGUUUUAAACGUUAGAUUUACAAAGGGCAGAAAUACUGUGUCAGUAUUGUUUGAGUUUUUUGUGCUCGCUAAAUAAGUUUGUUAAGAAAUGUAGUCUCAAUAUUUUUCCUCAACAUUUAUCUUACGACAAGAAGAUAUAGAUUGUUGAUAGAGGAAGUAUAAGCCUUAUAAGUUCGGAUUUUCUUUCUUGCUUACAUUUCUGUGUUCAAAUGGUUCUAUGUUAAAGCCAAUGUAUCCUUAACUGUUGUACAAUAUUAAAAAAAACUUUGUUUAAAUAAACAUUUUACUUUUUUAUUACUAAA